This is a messenger RNA of Lactuca virosa, 748 nucleotides long. The record is from the annotation of a GenBank genome assembly. NCBI's taxonomy places the organism in Eukaryota, Viridiplantae, Streptophyta, Magnoliopsida, Asterales, Asteraceae.
AUGAAAGAGCCAUCUGCUAUAGCUGCAACCGCAAAGGAAGAAGAUGCGAUGGGAUGGCACACACUUCGUCGGAGUACAAAACAAAAAGUCAUAGUAGUUUUAUUAUCAUCAAAAAUCAAUUCAUACCCUCAAUCAACUUUCGUCUCUGAUUUUUUCGAAGAUAGUGAAAUGGCAAAGAGUUUAUUCAAGCAAGAACAUGAUCUUGAAAAAAGGAGAGCAGAGGCUGCUAGAAUUAGAGAGAAAUACCCUGAUAGGAUUCCUGUGAUUGUGGAGAAAGGGGAGAGAAGUGAUGUUCCUAACAUCGAUAAGAAAAAGUACCUUGUUCCAGCUGAUUUGACUGUUGGUCAAUUUGUUUAUGUGAUACGUAAAAGGAUUAAACUGAGUGCUGAGAAGGCCAUAUUCAUCUUUGUUGACAAUGCCCUGCCCCCAACAGGGGCAAUUAUGUCCGCGAUAUAUGAAGAAAAGAAGGACGAUGAUGGUUUCUUGUAUGUUACCUACAGUGGAGAGAACACGUUUGGAGACGAUUGACAUUUUAUAUGUUUUCAUCACAUUUUCCAAUAAUGGAUUAUAUUUUCUUGGAAUCUUGUUCUUUUAUCAAGAAUUUGACUACAAUCAUAUAAUUGGAGAAUUGUAUAUAAUCAUUUACCCUUUGUUUUUAUUCAUGAAUCUUUAUAUUUAAUUUUCAUGGAUGUUUCUGUAUUCUGAUUGAGACCGAAGGAAAUAAUGAGUAGUUGUUUGUUAUAAGGGU